Drosophila elegans is the source of this 1702-nucleotide messenger RNA. It is a transcript of the gene Cht2, whose product is annotated as probable chitinase 2. The record is from RefSeq and is a predicted model, not a curated record. Bases 146 to 1591 code for a protein of 481 amino acids. Gene Ontology annotation, biological process: chitin catabolic process; carbohydrate metabolic process. Gene Ontology annotation, molecular function: chitin binding; chitinase activity. Gene Ontology annotation, cellular component: extracellular region. The transcript has 5 exons. NCBI's taxonomy places the organism in Eukaryota, Metazoa, Arthropoda, Insecta, Diptera, Drosophilidae.
AACAUAUAUGUAUCAAUUUUCGCUGUGGCCACACCAAAGCGAAAGAGCCAAGUUUACUUCACACUCAUAAGAGACCUUUCCUCGGCGGUAGUCGAAAAAGCGGAAUAACGAGACAAGUUCGGAAAAAAGGAAAACCAAGCCGCAGAUGACGCUGAAUAAGGGGGAAUCACCGCAGCUGUGGCUGCUCCUCCUACUGGCCUCCAUUUCGGGCACUUUAUGGGCUUCAGUGGCCGCUAGGACAGGACCCUCCCAUGAUAAGGUGGUGGUUUGCUACAUUUCCACAUGGGCUGUUUACCGUCCGGAGCAGGGCGCCUAUGCCAUCGACAACUUCGAUCCCAACCUGUGCACCCAUGUGGUGUACGCAUUCGCCGGUCUGGACCUCACCCAGGCAGCCAUCAAGUCCUUGGAUCCGUGGCAGGACCUUAAGGAGGAGUACGGCAAGGGCGGCUACGAAAAGCUGACCGGCCUGAAGCGCAGUCAUCCGCAUCUGAAGGUCAGCCUGGCCAUCGGCGGUUGGAACGAGGGCUCGGCCAACUACUCCAUCCUGGUGGCCAACAGCCUGCUGCGCGGCAGAUUCGUCAAGCAGGUGUCCAGUUUUGUACGCAAGUACGGCUUCGAUGGCCUCGAUCUGGACUGGGAGUACCCGACGCAGCGGAAGGGAAAGCCCGCCGAUCGCGAGAACUUCGUCCUGCUGACCAAGGAGCUGCGCGAGGAGUUCGACGAGCAUGGCCUGCUCCUAACCUCGGCAAUCGGGGCGGCUAAGAAGGUCAUCGACGAGGCCUACGACGUGCGGCAGAUCUCCCGCUACCUGGACUACCUGCACAUCAUGUGCUACGACUACCACGGCAGCUGGGACCAGAGGGUGGGCUACAACGCCCCGCUCUCAGCGGCCGCCGACGAUCCGCUCAGUGUGCAAUUCUCCAUUGACUACCUGUUGAAACUGGGUGCUCCGCCCGAGAAACUGGUGAUGGGUCUACCCUUCUACGGCCGCACCUUCAAGACGGUGGCCGAGGGCAAUCUGAACGACAACAGCGAUGGAGUUGGCUUCAAGGGUCCUUAUACGCGCGAGGACGGGUUUCUGGGCUACAACGAGAUUUGUAAGACGCUGAGCAACCAAACAUCCGGAUGGACUCGCCAGUGGGAUCCAAAAACUAGCCAGGUGCUGGCCAAAUCGGAGCGGAACAUCUUCACCCAGGAGGUGAAUGUGGUGACCUACGACAGCUCGCGUUCCAUUGCCAACAAAGUGCUGUUUGCCAUGUCCAAACGACUGGCGGGUGUUAUGGUGUGGUCCGUGGACACGGAUGAUUUCCUGGGCAACUGCAAGCUAGAUGAGGAUACCUACGACGAUUUCCGUAAAGUGACUGCAGCGCCGCGUAGAGCUAACCAGAAUUAUCCCUUGCUAAGGACCAUCAAUGAGGCCACCGUUCUGGCCGCGGAUGAGCUGGCUGUUCCGGAACCGCAGCCAGAUGACUCCGAGAACGAGAUCCCGCACGGCAGCAUUGCGGAUCGAAAGAAUGCCGCAGCUUCUGUGGUCAGUUUGGGUCUGGUUUCCACCGCCAUCUUCAUGCUGCUGCACCGGAUCACCCAGUGAGGAAUCGGGAUCGGGAUUGGGAUUGGGUCCAUCCGGUGGCCAUAGGCUAAGCAACACAUCACCUUGUUUAUGUAGUCAUUAAAGUCCAAAUUGUAAUUUCUAAGGUAAAAA